AUGACUUACACACAACAACCCCCCGCCAACAACACCAUGACCGUUGUCGAGGAGCCUGAGCCCGCGCAUGUCUCGGUCAAGACGAAACCAGGCGAUAUCGAGAUGGCGCAGCCUGGUGUUGCGCAGCCUAUGGACCCCAUGCGCCCUCACGACGACUCCACUAUUGGCCUCCGCGGCGGUGAUCGUGGCGGGAUGUGCCCUGGUCGCUUCUGCUUCUGCAUUCCGUGCCCGAUACCGUGCGAUUGCUGCUUUAUUCCUCUUUAA
Molecule: messenger RNA, 264 nt
Organism: Neurospora hispaniola
Lineage: Eukaryota; Fungi; Ascomycota; Sordariomycetes; Sordariales; Sordariaceae
Exons: 2
Coding region: 1-264 (87 amino acids)
Source: RefSeq, a predicted model, not a curated record